CUGGUGGAGGAGGGAUGGGCAGGUAGACCCAGGCUCCUAAAGCUGGCAGGGAGCAUGAAAGGAGGGGCCCAAGAAUAAGAUCAAGUUUCUAUCAGAGUUAAGGGCCGGCCAGGAUAGUCCCGAUGAUGUUCACGGAAGUGAAAGCACGGGAGAGAGCGAUGAGGCUGUGUGUGCAGAGGGUGUGUGCCCCGUGAGCCCCACAGACGUGGCAGCUCCGGGUAGGGGCUGGGCUGGGGCGGCAGGCUCUCCUUUGCCCGGCUGACCGCCAGUCCUGAGGGAGCCUUGCGCCGGCCCAGACAAUGCACCAGGCUGGCCACUAUCCCUGGCUUUCUCCAGCUGUGAACAGCUCAGCAGAGCAGGAACCCCAGAAGCAACUCCCAAAGGUGCUCAGCGGGGCCUGGGAACCACCUCGAGGGGACGGGCUGCCCCUGCUCUCUGUCAUCGUCGCUGUCUUUGUCCUGCUGGCAGUCUGUAUCGUGGUGGUAGUCCACUUUGGGCCAAGGCUACACCACGGCCAUGCCACUCUCUCCAGAGAACCAUCAGUCCCAAAGCCAGAGGGUGGCAUCUACCUCAUCCACUGGCGAGUGCUGGACCCUCCAGACAGUCACGAAGAUGCCUGGCCAGGACCUCCUGUCUCUGGCUUCUGCCUUGUGCCAGAUGGGCCUAGGCUCAGCACUGAUGAAGUCACAUACCUGUAGGAAGGAGACUUUGGAAAGUUGGCCUGACUUGGCUCAGAACAAGAAACUGCACAGAGAAUUAGGUCAAAAGCAUAUUGGGGCCUGGGCUUCAGAGCUUUGGAAGUGGACACGUGGACUCGGCAGGAGCUGCCCUCUCAGCAGAAUAUUUCUAGAGGAAGCCCUGUAUGCACAGGAGAAAUAAAAGAAACUUGGGGGCCCUGCCCAGAAACAUGCUGCUGUGAGCAUUCCCAGUGCCCAAGGCCACCCCUGCAAAGCUACUGCCCUCUUUUCAGGGACCACCAGACCCCUGUACCUCCCUCUCCGAGUCCCUCCUCCCUCCUCCCACUCCUAAUCGCCUCCUCUUUGGGUGUCAAAGUGAGUCCACCUUGGAAGAUUUCACCACCAAGCCCACCCUCCUGCAGGGAUGUCAGAGGCUCCCCGCAGAGGCCCUGCCUACACAGUUGCCAGGUCCUAGGAGAGCCAGGCAGGAGAACCAAGGUGAAGAACACAGGGGUCUGCCUUCUUGGGACUCAGGAAAGGAAGGGAAAUCUGUUGCCCUUCCCUGGUUGGGGCACAUCCCUUUGGCUGUCAAGGCCCAGGCCUUGUCAACACUUCCAAGGCCCUUGCAAAGCCCCGAGUACCAAUUAUAGUUCCCCAA
Equus quagga is the source of this 1335-nucleotide messenger RNA. It is a transcript of the gene SMIM33, whose product is annotated as small integral membrane protein 33. The transcript has 2 exons. The coding region runs from base 300 to 698 and encodes 132 amino acids. The record is from RefSeq and is a predicted model, not a curated record. Lineage: Eukaryota; Metazoa; Chordata; Mammalia; Perissodactyla; Equidae.